Molecule: messenger RNA, 4638 nt
Organism: Phaeodactylum tricornutum CCAP 1055/1
Lineage: Eukaryota; Bacillariophyta; Bacillariophyceae; Surirellales; Neidiaceae
Exons: 1
Coding region: 1-3966 (1321 amino acids)
Molecular function (GO): ATP binding; nucleic acid binding
Source: RefSeq, a predicted model, not a curated record
AUGACUACCACAACCACUACGACGAGGAACGUCCCAAAGCGUGACGGCAAGGCCCAUCCGGUGCUCGAGCCGACGGGGGAACCGGCCCUCGUUACGGCUUUACGGAGAGUCGAUCCGUUACUGCAAUUUCUUUCCAAAGCAACGGGUCAGACGGGAAUUCCGUUGCCUACUCUACGACGAUCCCUGCCGGCGGGUUACGACGCCACGGCGCUGCUCCAACAACUCCAAGCCUUGCACGAUCGUGGCAUUCUGCAAUUCACCUACCGACGUUGUGACGAACAACAUCUUGGGGACUCCGCCUCCACGACAACAGUGGCAACCACAGAUCCCACAACCACCACGAGUCCCACGAGUGUGACAAUGGAGGUCGGGUCCACAUUCACCCGUACCACCACCACCACCACUAUUAGACCAACUUUGCAAUGGGAAGACGCAACGAUCUGGAUUGGUUUUCCGCCACCACUAACGGCACACGCCGUCGUCGACAAACUCCACACGGCACGACGUGGCUUGGGGACUUUGCACGGUAGUACCUCUACCGCCGCUCGUCGACGUAUCGUGGCCUUGCAACGCAUACUCCAGCACGAAGCUACACACGGGUCGGAUCCCGCGCCGGUGCCGACCGAAUCGUCCCUACCAUCACCACCACCCGCCGGCAACAAGGCCUGGCAACCGGAACCACAUCCGGAAGACUCGGACAAUGAUACUGAAGAACCGAUACAGAGAGAUGCCAAACUGGCUCGACCGGCUCUACAGAAACUGUUGGGUUUGCAGGGAUGUCGACAGACGGAACCAACGUUGGACAAGGAUGCCUUGCCCGUUUCCAUACUGGCUGCGCAGGCUUCGUAUGCCGGAUCGCACGCCUCCCAAGAAGCCGCUUUUGCAGUAUUGCCGAAGCACACGGCAGCGCAGAUUCCCAACAGCUUGAAACGCGUCUUUGGUUUGCCCGUACCGAUACAAGGGAUUCAGGGAACAAAACAGUUGUACACGCACCAGGCCGCCGCCAUUGCGUCGAUACUAGCUGGAACGCACACGUCUGUCUGCACCGGCACCGGGUCCGGGAAAUCCUUGUGCUUUUUAUUACCUACCUUGACGGCGGCCUACCACGGUCACGGCGUAUCCCUACUCUUGUUCCCCACCAAGGCCUUGGCUCAAGAUCAACUGGCCAAGCUCACGAAGUUGCUACAAUCGGAUGCUGAUCUGGCAUCCCGCAUUCGAGUAGCCACCCUCGACGGCGAUACGGCCCACGCAAAUCGCGCUGAGAUUGCGCAGUCCUGCAACGUCAUCUUGACCAAUCCCGAUACGUUGCACGCGGCCGUCCUGCCCCACUGGAAAACAACCUACGGUACCAUGCUUUCUGCCGUGCGCUUCGUCGUCAUUGACGAGGCCCACAUGUAUGAAGGCGCUUUUGGAGCCCACGUGGCCCUCGUCCUCGGGCGUUUGGCCCGGAUCAGUCUCGUGGCGGCGGCCGCCGUGUCCCAAGACUAUGGAACGGCUACGGCGGCUCCCCUGCGACCACCCGUAUUCGUGUCCACGUCAGCGACUCUCCCCUGGCCCGAACAGCACUUUCGACUCCUUUGUCCCAUUUCUUCGACCGAUUCUGUGGCGGUCUUUACGGCGGAAAAGGAUGGGUCGCCACGCUCUGCCAAACAUUUUUGGGUCUGGAAUCCGCCCAUUUUGCACCAGGAUGGCACGUCCACCGGCAAGGUGCGCUUUCUACCCACACACCCGCCAGCGUCAAUGACACCUGACGAACAGCCAAAGGCCUCUCUGGUUGGGAAAAAACGUCCACGUACGCAACGGAACACCCGAAUUAGUAGCACGAACCAGGCGAAAGUCAAAUCCAAUCAUCAUGGAUACGAUCCACAGUUGCAAGCCUUUGGACACGGACCAGCGCGACUUCACCGUCGUCACGCAGCCGACGAAACAGCGUUGCUUCUAGCCCAGGCCGUCGCGAAUGGAAUCCGAUGCAUUGCGUUUUGCAAAACACGAAAUUUGGUCGAAUGGGUCUUUGAACGAGCCUUGACGAUUCUGCAAAAGGAGGACUCGACAAGGUCACUCGCGUCGAAAGUGGAGAGCUACCGGGGGGGAUAUAGUAUGCUGGAACGUCGGCAAAUUGAGCAACGGCUGUUUCGUACGGAGCUUUUGGGUGUUGUCGGAACAAAUGCUCUAGAGCUGGGCGUGGACAUUGGUGGCAUCGAUCUGACGCUACAUUGCGGAUAUCCGUCGUCCUACGCAAGUUUGCUCCAGCAGGCUGGACGCGCCGGUCGUGGCGGGACGGCGCGUUUGAACGUUCCGUCCUGUGCCGUUGUGGUUUGCUUCAAUUCUCCUUCUGAACAACAUAUCUGGCGGCAUCCCAAGACCCUAUUGAGUAAAGGUGUUUCGGCACCGCAUACCAUCCCAAUCAACAGUGGUCUCGUGCAAGGCCAUCUACUAUGCGCGAGCGAAGAAUUUCCGCUGACUGGAAAAUAUACACCAACGACCAUCCAAAGCACCGCGAAGGCGGCAAAGGUGCACCAUGAUCUAUUGAACGAUUACGACCUUUUUGGCGGAAUGGACAUUUACGAGGAGGCACUGGACGCUUUGCGAUCAACUGGUUCCGUCACGGAAGAGAUAAUUGCAACCCCUGCGGCUUCCUUCGGUAAAAUUACGAUAUACAAAGCACAUCCUUUGAUGAAGAAAGCAUGGUCUCGCGUUUCCAUUCGCUCUAUUGAGCCCGUCAACUAUGCUGUGGUCGAUAUCUCGCAUCCUGGGCAAGGUGGACGGACCAACGGUAUUCACGACGAAGGGGCUGUCAUGGACACGCUACCCUACUCUCGAAUAUUCUACCAUGCUCAUCCAGGAGCUAUUAUUACACACAGGGGUCGAAAAUACAAGGUUCUUUCCAUGACGCGACCUCCUGCCUUCACUCCUGAAAACUUUAGCUACGGUCGGAGCAUGAGCUUGGCAGCUUUUGCAAAACCAACGGGUGCAAAAUAUUCGACGCGACCUUUGAGUAAUAUGCACAUAACUGUGGUCAAACAGAUGGAGCGUAUCCAAUUGGAACCAAACUCGUCCUUCGUUACGAGGGAUUCGUUCGGCGCAAAGUCGGUAGAUUUCAGCUACGAGCUAGAACAAGCCGAUUCAUUGUCCUCGUCGAUUCCAUCAAAACAAUCUAACCAGAAGCAGGAAGAAAGUGACGAAGCAGGGUUGUCCUCGACGCUGGCUGGAUACGGAAUUGUCAAUGUGAAACGAAGUGUCCAUGGAUACAAGAAGUUGUCGUUGAUUACGCGUGCUGAACUAAGUCGUACUGAAUUGUCUCUUCCCGAGCUUGAAUUUGAAAGUUUUGGUGUGUGGUUUGACACGGACGCAGGGGCUCUCACUCCAAGGCUUGGUGAAACAUAUGGUCCAGGAGUUCAUGCGCUCUCACAUGCAAUUCUUGCAGUCGCGCCUCUGUUUGCGCCGGGGCUGGUUCGCUCUGAUUUGGAGUGUGAUCACUCCUUCUUCGCACCCACUCAAGUCAUGCUGUUUGAUGAAAGAGCAGGUGGAUCUGGAUCGUCGGAACGUUUGUGGAACUACUUUUUCCAGCCGAAUAGCAUUCUAGACGCCGCAAUCAAGCUCCUCGAGGAGUGUUACUCGUGCUGCUGGGACAAAACCUACGAUGGCGGCUGUCCGGCUUGUCUACAUGCGUCGAAUUGCAUUAAAUUCAACAUGAGUCUUUCACGAUCUGCGGCCAUUGUUAUCGGAAAGCACAUGCUGGAACGUAUCCAAUCUACCGAUUUCUAUAGAAGAAACGCUGAUACCGCGAAGAGUUUAGGGAGGACAACUUGCGAAGCAGGCGCGAGUCCAAGGAGAAUAGCGCGGAAAAAGGCUUUAGACAAAGCGAAAGAGAUGCAGAGCUCCAAAGACCGGCAUUUCGUUGUUGGGAGGGUAUCUUGGCCACUUGAUGGCGAUGAGAUGCAAUGCAAGCAAGUCAAAGAUAGCUAAAAUCUUAAAAAGCAACCAAUCACAUGUAAUCUAUCCGAUUUAUGGAUACUCAUCCGCAUACUUUGUAAUGGUCUCGCCAAUUAGAACAAACAGCUCGCCAACACCGGCCCUCAUACCGCUCUUAAUUUGGCGGCUUACGAGUGGUGGGCCGUUCGGAAACUCAGGCUCUACUGAGCAGUACAGCUUGCAACUUUCGUUACCUGUAUUGAUCACCAAGAUUUGUGUCCAGGCAAUGAAGGUCGAUCCAUAUGGGGCGUCUGGAUUUCGAGCCCUCUUCUUGAUACAGAAACAGUAUUCGUUGUAUGCAAUGAGACACUGUGUCUCGUAGCACAUAUUCGCUUUCACAAAUGCUGACCGAGGCAUCAGGUAGCUGUUUUCUUUCUCCGAGCCUACAAACUCGCUAGUGUCAAUCGUACUAGGAGGGUUCGGAUCUCCGAUGUGGUCGUUGUGGACAUUCCACGUUCCCAUCGUAAUGUUUUCAUACCGCGCUUCUGUUUUGUAAAUACCGUCAACAACAAAUCGGGAGUUCUUGUUCAGCAUAGCCCACCGUAGUCGACAGAAUCCUACAGGUACUUCGAGCUCAAGACUGACAAACUCUAGGUUCUCCGGCACUUCAAAACCUGGAGGCUUGGAGACUUGUCCAUUGUCGGCCUUUAUGGCCGGUCCAAGAAG